This is a messenger RNA of Galleria mellonella (greater wax moth), 1838 nucleotides long. Its product is annotated as zinc finger protein SNAI2-like. The coding region runs from base 178 to 1308 and encodes 376 amino acids. NCBI's taxonomy places the organism in Eukaryota, Metazoa, Arthropoda, Insecta, Lepidoptera, Pyralidae. The transcript has 2 exons. Gene Ontology annotation, molecular function: DNA-binding transcription factor activity, RNA polymerase II-specific; RNA polymerase II cis-regulatory region sequence-specific DNA binding. The record is from RefSeq and is a predicted model, not a curated record. Gene Ontology annotation, biological process: regulation of DNA-templated transcription.
UCCAACUUCGGACGCAGACUAGUGCACGUUAACGACUGUCGCAUUUACAAUACGACUCCGCUUACUCCGGCGCAGCAUUGCGAUGUUUGGACUGUUAUAAAAAUUUGUGAACUUGUGACAACAUACGCUCUUACUCAAACGAACUUUUUUGUUAAGUGUUUGUGAAAUCAGUGCAAGAUGCUUGUGGAGGAUUCGCAGGCAACUCGUGCGUUGAUGACCAAGAAGUAUGCGCAUUGCCCGCUGAAGAAGCGACCGGUGCUGGUGCGGGAGGAGCGGCCGGCGACACCGCCCACAACGCCGCCUCACCCCGCCCACAUGGCAACGCGACUUUACUAUGAUUAUCACUGUGAUACCGAAAAUGAAGAACCCCAGAAUCUUAGCACAAAACCAGAAGAUCUCUCUAAGACUGGCAACUAUCCAAGCAAGGCGUCAUCGCCUGUAGCUGCUACAGCGGUAAAAGUAGAACCCCGUGAAUGGUCGCAACAGCAACUGGAAUACUUAGAAGCUUGCCGGGCUCGUCUUGAGCCAGCGCCGACCCCACUCGCCCGCCCUACGCCGCAGUACGCCUAUCUACCGACACUUUACGCGCCUUACCCGCUGGAACAGCUGUACCCUGCCGCGCCAGCAUUAUCACCUCCUGCGCAUCCACAACUCUACGCUCGUUAUUCACCUGCUUCGCCGCCCUCAUCUUGUUCACCACCGCCAUGCCCUGAAGAUUUGCGAUCACCCGGUUCCGUCUCCUCCGAUUCAGGUGUCUCAGUUUCUACAUCGAGACGUCCUCGCUAUCAGUGCCCUGAUUGUGCAAAAUCCUAUUCCACUUACUCUGGACUUUCAAAACAUCAACAGUAUCACUGUGCGGCGGCUGAAGGCAGUCUCGCUAGAAAGUCAUUCAGUUGCAAGUAUUGUGCGAAGGUGUAUACAUCUUUAGGAGCACUUAAAAUGCAUAUUCGCACUCACACUUUACCGUGUAAAUGUCAUCUGUGUGGUAAAGCUUUCUCAAGGCCUUGGCUUCUACAAGGACAUAUUAGGACACAUACCGGAGAAAAGCCGUUCUCUUGUCACCAUUGUCGACGUGCAUUCGCGGAUAGAUCAAACUUGCGAGCGCAUUUACAAACUCACUCGGACGUUAAAAAAUACUCAUGUUCAGGCUGUGGAAAAACAUUUUCACGUAUGUCACUCUUGAGCAAACACUUGGAAAGUGGAUGCGGGGCUCCUAGUAGCACUCCUUAUGAAUAUCGUCCAGAAGCCUUGCCGUCGGCGCACACGCAUCAAACGUUGCCCUCAGCGGCUACUGUUCAUGCUUAUUAAAAAGACUGAACUGUAUAAGAUUAUCGAUCUCGUAUAGUUGUAAAUUUCAUUUUUAGUGACGACCGCUACAGUACUCUAUUAAUUAUUUAAAUUAUUUUUGUGGGAAAUUCAUGUUAAAGUCUCAUUCCGUGUGCACAAUAUAAUGAGAAUUUAUUAAUUUCUUAAGAAAAUAUUGUACAUUGAAACUCUUAGUUAUAAGUUAUAAUACGUUCAUAAUUAUAGAUAUUUUAGUCGCGCUAUAUGCGGCAUCGCUAGUCAUGUGGCAUUUGCCUGGUGUCAUACACAUAUUAAAACCUAUAUUUGUAUCCUAAGCCAUGUACAAAGUGCCUUAAUUAUAAAUAUUAAUAUAUUUCUUGAAAAAAUUACAAUAGUAUGUCAUAAUGCUAUUUUUAUUGUAUAAAAUAUAUAAAAAUAGUGACUAUUCAUGAGGCUAAUUUAGCCAUAUGCCCAUCGCGUUCCUUUCUGUUACCUCCUAUAUUACAGAAAAUAAAUCAUUACCUAGAUUGAAAAAUCUCUUUUUUACUUUACCU